AAACAAAUCUCUGCUGUGAUCUACUGAGGAGAGAUUGAGAAGAUGGCAGUAAGUUCAUCAACAACUCUACGUUCAUACAGAGGGAUUCAACUGUAUUUCACUGUGAUGUUCAUCUCUUUCUCUCUGUGUCUCGUGUAGAUGAUGGUGUUUCUGGUGGUUCUUCUCUCUGUUGUUCUGGUGAGCGGGUGCAGUAAUGAUAAAGAUAUGCCGGUCGACUGUUCUGACGUCUAUAAAUCAGGACAAAAGCUCAGUGGGAUUUACACCAUCUAUCCAGCAGGUGACUUUCCUGUCUGGGUUUACUGUGACAUGAUCUCAGAUGGGAAAGAUGAAGAUAAAGGAGGAUGGACGGUGAUUCAGAGGAGAAUGGACGGCAGUGUGAAUUUCUAUCGGCCGUGGAAUCAGUACAAGAGAGGAUUUGGGAAUGUGGAGAGUGAAUACUGGCUGGGGCUGGAGAACAUGUACCAGCUGACACGUAACAGGAAGUACAUGCUGAGAGUGGAUCUGGAGGACUUUGAAGGAAGGAAAGGUUUUGCUCUGUACUCGUCCUUCUCUGUGGAUUGUGAAACAGACGGGUAUAAACUGCAUGUUUCAGGAUUCACUGAUGGAGGAGCAGGCGACUCUUUAUCUGUUCAUAAUGAUCAGAAGUUCUCCACCUUUGACAAAGACCAAGAUCCCUCUGAGAAGAACUGUGCCAAACUGUAUCUUGGGGCAUUUUGGUACGCAGCCUGUCACUAUACAAACCCCAACGGUGUGUAUUUAUGGGGAGAAGAUCCCACCCAUUACGCCAUUGGUGUUGUUUGGUCAACCUGGAAGAAUUAUGCUGUCAGUAUGAAAUCCAUCAGCAUGAAGAUCAAACGUGUGUCUUAGAAACAUUACAGUGCUUCUGAAGGGGAAACAUUGGACUUUAUCUCAUUUUACAACAUUCCACUGUGUAACUAAGCAAUCAUGAGUUAAUAUCUUUUAAAUGUUUGUUGGCUGUUGGUGUAAUGCAUUAAAACCUUUCUUUGACUUA
Messenger RNA from Ctenopharyngodon idella (grass carp), 1012 nucleotides. RefSeq names its product microfibril-associated glycoprotein 4-like. The record is from RefSeq and is a predicted model, not a curated record. The transcript has 4 exons. The coding region runs from base 139 to 867 and encodes 242 amino acids. Gene Ontology annotation, biological process: elastic fiber assembly. Lineage: Eukaryota; Metazoa; Chordata; Actinopteri; Cypriniformes; Xenocyprididae.